This is a messenger RNA of Mitosporidium daphniae, 1749 nucleotides long. RefSeq lists its product as uncharacterized. Lineage: Eukaryota; Fungi; Microsporidia. The transcript has a single exon. Bases 1 to 1749 code for a protein of 582 amino acids. The record is from RefSeq and is a predicted model, not a curated record.
AUGCCUGUCCCUGUCUCCGUUCUUUUCAAUGUUUCUGUUCUUACGUGUCUAUUUCGAACAUUCCAAUAUCUGGCGAUAGAAGAGUCUAUUGAACAACUGGAUUCACAGCAUAAACUCACGUCUCCAACCAUCGAUACCCCCGACUCCGAUUCAAAUGCAAAACGCUUUUCAAAUCCAUUUAUUAAGGGGAAUAUCCUCAAACUUGGCGAGAACAUUGAAAUCAGAAGCAAGGACAAGCAUAUUUCUGAAAACCACAGGCUAAAUUUCACACAAGACGCUAAUGCAUGUAUCAGGCUUUAUGUCCAAUUGGUGGAUUUGGAGCAUGAAUUGCCACAUACACGCAUUUGCGAUAUUUGCAAAAGCGAUCUUCUGAACCGAUUUUUCCAUUGUUCUGAAUGUUCUGUUCCUCCUGCCGUGCCCACAUCAUUGUCCAAUUGCCAAGAUUUUCAAGCCAAAUUUUCCCCUCGUCUAGAUGGAAUUGAUCUUUGCUUUGAAUGUUAUGGCCGUGGAAGAUUCUGCAAACAUCCAAUAAUGACCUUGAUGCAAACGUUCGACUCAAUUGACCGUUUAGACGAGCUUUCGCGUCGUGCGAAUAUUUGUAUUAAAAACUGGGCAUCAAAAGCUUCCUUCUACGGAACUCUGGGAGUGUUAUCUUCGAUGGCAGAAGACAAAGCUACCAUAGACUUGCAUCUUGCAAAUAUGGGAACAAUAUCCACAAGUGACAAAAAAUCAAGCGGAACCAUUGCGUUUGGAAUAUUAUUGGAAAGAGCCAACAAUCUAAUCUCAUUUACGCAUAGGCCUUUUGCUUCUUUGCCUUUUCAAUCUCCUUCAAUUACUUGCAUUAAUUGUCAAAAAAGAACCGACUCUGGAGCGGAAGUAUUCAUUAGCUGUAACAUUUGCGGGAGCAAGUGUUGUCAUGAAUGCAUUUGGAAUCUUCUUGCAAUUGAUCCAUUUGACGCGAUAAAGGAAAAUUCAUUCAUAUGUAUUUCGUGUUCCCCUAGAAAUAUCUCUUCCUAUGAAUUGUCAUGUAAAAAGAUGCAAGCGGUUCUUCCGUGGAUUGGAUGUGUUUCUUCAACAGGUUUGAAUGAAAACGCGAAAACAUCUCAAGAAUCGUUUAUCUCUUCUUGCUUUUUUGACACCAUAGUUGCUGAAGCAACUAGAAAAAUAUCGUUAAAGUUGGGGAAAGGAACACCAGAUUAUAAAGUUAUAUUGCUCUCCCAUUUCAAGAGAGUUUCGGGAACCUGUUUGUUGAAAUCAUCAUCAUGGUGCGAAAACCCAAAGCAAGAUGCUGCAAGCGAAAAACUUGAUCCUUCAAAAUCAGGCAAUUCGGAAAGAUUUCCCGAAAGCAAGAUUUUAAAACUAGAUCGUCACAAUGAUGUAAUAAAUACCAAAGAUCGGGACGAUUUUGGAAAGCAUCUUUCGGCUACUGUUGACCUAGAAUUCGGAUUGGCCAUAAAAUCCCUAGUGCGAAAAAAAUGGCUGCAAAAGAAGUGCAUCAAGAAGGAUAAAAGUUUCAUCUCACAUGAGUCGAGCGGGCAAACACAGGUUUGCCUCAAUGUGGAACCUCCGCUUGACUCUAACAUUCCAAACCUCAAAGUACCGUCGUGUCAAUCCAAAAUCCAAAUGCAAAGCAAUCAUGCUCUGAAAGAUCAAAGCAAGGGAGAAUCUAUUAAUACCAAGAAAAUUAUGCCUCGUUCCUCCAUCCCAAGUACAGAAUUUUUAGAAUGUCCGUCGACACAUCGAUCUUGA